AUGUGUGGUGUUUUGUUACCAUUUUUCCAGGACAUGCUGCAGUCGGAGGAGCAUUUUGCGAACUACUGCGGCUAUGCCCUAGCUCUGGGCCGGCACAAGAUCUUCGAUCGCCUGCCCGAGAUCAAAGCGCCGGCCUUGGUGGUCACAGGCACCCCGGACUUCAUCACGCCGGCGCGGUGCAGCUACGACCUGGCCCACCAGCUUGGGGGCCACGCCACGCUGGUGGAUGAUGUGAGCGGCUCGCAUUACUACAUCUUCGAGGAGCCUCUGAAGCUGGCUCAGGAGAUGAGCCGCUUCGCGGAGACGCACUGCCCGCGCCUGUGCCCCUGA
Molecule: messenger RNA, 330 nt
Organism: Effrenium voratum
Lineage: Eukaryota; Dinophyceae; Suessiales; Symbiodiniaceae
Source: the annotation of a GenBank genome assembly